Messenger RNA from Torulaspora delbrueckii, 1545 nucleotides. RefSeq lists its product as uncharacterized. Gene Ontology annotation, biological process: amino acid transmembrane transport. Lineage: Eukaryota; Fungi; Ascomycota; Saccharomycetes; Saccharomycetales; Saccharomycetaceae. Gene Ontology annotation, cellular component: membrane. The transcript has a single exon. Bases 1 to 1545 code for a protein of 514 amino acids. The record is from RefSeq and is a predicted model, not a curated record. Gene Ontology annotation, molecular function: amino acid transmembrane transporter activity.
AUGUUUGAAAUAAAGAACACCGUCACCGUGGUAGAGCCUACUUUGAGUGAUAGCGCUUCGAGCAGAGACGAGGGCGGUUCAACCAAUGAAGCGACCCUUUCGAGAGAAUUAAGCCCCGGAGUUGUAUCCCUCCUGACACUCGGGAGUGCGGUAGGGACUGGUCUUAUCAUUGGUAGUGGUACGGCUUUGGCAAGAGGAGGUCCAAUAAGCAUUUUUCUUGCAUAUCUGUUCACAGGCUCUAUUUUGGCUGUAGUCAUAUUCUCCCUCAGCGAGAUGGCGGCCUUCCACCCUAUGGAUCGAGGAUUUAGUGGAUAUCUGACAAAAUAUGUCGAUCCUGCUUUUGGGUUUGCUGCUGGAUGGAACUACUUUCUAAAAUACGCUAUUGUACUGAGUGCCAACUUGACCGCCUUUGGACUCGUUAUUGGAUACUGGCGACCUGAUAUUAACGUGGCGGUAUGGGUGACUGUCCUUUAUGCGAAUGCGUUUGUGGUUAAUUUUCUUGCCGUCCGAUACUUUGGAAAGCUCGAGGCCUUCAUGACAGUUGCGAAAUUGACAAUACUGCUACUCAUUUUUAUUGUAUGCCUCGUGAUAACUUGCGGUGGUGGACCUGAUCACACUACGAUAGGAUUUCGUUACUGGCGUGAAAGUGGCUUUCUGCCCUAUUUGGUGAAAGGGAACACAGGCAAAUUCCUAGGAUGGUGGGCUUGUGUAAUUCAGUCUAUUUUUGGCUUUAUGGGUUCUGAAAUGAUAGGUAUAAUUUAUGGGGAAACUGCUAAUCCUCGAAAAACGAUCCCUAAGGCUUCCAGAAACGUCAUAAUUCGAAUAUGUGUGUUUUACAUCUUUGGUGUUUUCGUCUUAGGGCUAGCUGUUUCGCCACAUAAUGCAAAGUUGGUUCACGCCCAUAGUACUGAUGCCAACGCUUCCCCUUUUGUCAUUGCAAUUAGUACCAGUGGCAUCAAAGUCCUACCCAGUUUUGUCAAUGCUUUUUUGUUGGUGUUCAUCACUAGUUCAGCUUACACCGACAUUUAUAUCUGUUCUAGGCAACUUUAUGGACUUGCCAAAGAUGGAGCAGCACCAAAGAUCUUUUUGCGUCUCAACAAACAUAAGAUACCGAUGGUCGGAUGUGUUGUGGGAUCAUUGUUGGGAUUUCUAGCCUACAUGAACACUAAGAAGUCGGCAGCUACUGUUUUUGGCUACAUCACCAGUACUGUUUCAGUGUUUGGUAUCCUUAAUUGGUUUUACAUCUUAGUUGCCUACAUUCACUACGAUAGGGUAGUCAAAUCACAUGGAGUAAGGUUGGAUGAGAUUCCAUUUCGUAUGCCGUUCCAACCUUACGCGGCAUACAUCGCACUAUUCUUUGUUAGUGUAAUCACUUUUUUCAAUGGCUAUAGUGCUUUCAUUCUGAAGUUCAAUUAUAAAUUAUUCAUCACCAGUUACAUUGGUAUUUUUGCAAACGUUUUACUGGUAUUAGGAUACAAGCUGUAUUAUAAAACAAAAUGGGUGAAACCAGAAGAAAUAACUUUUGAAAAGAAGCAAAUGAUCUAA